Messenger RNA from Pelobates fuscus (common spadefoot toad), 2820 nucleotides. RefSeq names its product leucine rich repeat containing 49 (gene LRRC49). The coding region runs from base 175 to 2463 and encodes 762 amino acids. Lineage: Eukaryota; Metazoa; Chordata; Amphibia; Anura; Pelobatidae. The transcript has 17 exons. The record is from RefSeq and is a predicted model, not a curated record. Gene Ontology annotation, molecular function: protein binding.
ACCAAGGAGACCGGCAAGCCCGGUGUGUUCAAGGCAGGGUGGCAGACACGGAGGCCGGGUUGUUGCCAUGGUAACAGGGAACCAUGACUGCUCCGCUUAGACCAGCCAUCUUUACAUUGUGUGUGGUUUGAUGCUCUGACAGCUGGCAGUGGGGGAUUGGAGGUGCAGGGAGCCAUGCUGCCCGGCAAGUACCGAGGGAGGCUGGUGUCCAAUGCUGUAAACAACUGUGGACUUCAUUUAGUUUUGCAGACCUCACCAGUAGCCGAAAAAAACAAACAGUAUGAAUUCAGAUUAAGCAAAGAAUCCUCCUCCGUUAACAGCCGUACCACUCAACACGAUGUAGAAAGGAGCAGUGGGGGAAGGCAAGAUGGAAGAGUUUCAAGUCCUGUCACACGUAGCAAACAGUCUUACAUCCCAGUAACUACUAAUGUCACAGAGGUGUUUGGCUCUGCUCCGAAAUAUGGAAAAGAGUACAUGUCCUUGGGUGCACUUGGAGACAUCCCAAGUCAUUUGCUACCAAAACCCAGGUCCAGAUCUGUCUCAAACUGUGCCAACCCCAACAACAACAACGAAGACAUGCCAAAAGAACAAUUCAGUUACAUAAGAAACUUGCCAAGGCCAGAACCAGGAUGUCCCGUUGUGCACCGUACUCCAGAGGAGAAAGCCAUCUGCCCAGACAAACUUAACCUAGAAAGGCAAAAGCUGAAUGUCUGUCCUAUAAUAGAAGGGGAGGAAAAUCUGCGAUUAUUAUAUUUCCAGCACAACUUUAUUACAAAAAUCCAGAAUUUAUCAAGUCUGCAGCGCCUUAUAUUUCUAGAUUUGUAUGACAAUCAAAUUGAAGAAAUAAAUGGUCUUUCAGCUUUACGAUCUUUGCGUGUCCUCAUGUUGGGAAAUAAUAGAAUUAAGAAAAUUGCAAACCUGGAGAGCCUUAAAAGUCUUGAUGUUUUGGAUUUACAUGGGAAUCAGAUAUCUAAGAUAGAGAAUGUCAGUCACCUGGGAGAGCUAAGAGUGUUAAACCUCGCAAGGAACUUCAUAAGCCAAGUGGAAAAUCUUAAUGGUCUAGACUCACUAACAGAACUUAACCUUAGACACAACAAAAUCAAUCUUGUGAGAGAUGUGGAUACUUUGCCAAGCCUCCAGCUUUUGUAUCUCAGCUUUAACAACAUAUCAAGAAUCAAUGACAUCCUGUGCCUUGCUGACUCUACAUCACUUUCAGAUGUCACACUUGAUGGCAAUCCUAUAGCUCAAGAGACAUGGUACAGACAAACCAUUCUUGGACAUAUGCUGCAGCUACGACAGCUGGAUAUGAAGAGAAUCACGGAAGAAGAAAGGCGUACUGCAUCUGUUCUGGCAAGAAAAGAGGAAGAGAGGAAGCGUGAGAGCCAUAAACAAGCCUUACUAAAGGAGAAAAAACGAAUAGCGAUUUGCAAUGCUGCACGCCAGUGGGAUAUUCAGCAAAACAGAGUUCCCACACUUGCUUCAGAUCUAGAAAGUCUUGACUGUGCAAGUCCUUCUCAUAAACCUUGCCAGAUAAACGGGACUACGUCUUAUGAAUUUCCUAAAGAAGAAAGAUCAAUUGACACAGUGCUCAGCAGUGCAGUGCAAGCUCUUUCUGUCAUAGAUUCCCACCUUGUGGAACUUGAAGGAGAUACACUUUGCCUUUAUGGGUCAGGGGCCCUGGAGUCAUUGGAUAGGACUUGGAGUGUUCAGACUUCGGGGUCAGUCUGCACCGUCUCUUUUACUUUUGUAAAUUUUGAUGAUAUAGUACAAGUUCUUCCAAAGCUGAGAAUCAAAUUUCCAAACGCUACGCACCUAAAAUUUAAAGAGACCAAUUUGAGCAGCCUACAUCAGUUCAAUGCCUUGUCUCAGCUACGUCGGCUUGAUCAGUUGACUUUGGAUCCUCAGGGAAACCCUGUUGUUAACUUUAGUUUGUGGAAAUUCUAUGUUCUUUUUAGACUGAACAACUUCAACAUACAGAAAAUUAAUGAUGUCGAGGUUACUCAGAAUGACAUUGUUAUGUCGGAGAAAUUAUUUGGUAUCCUUGCCUACAUAGCAUCGUCCAAAUUACCACAAUCUAAACUUCUUGCAAUACUUGGCGACUUCAGAAAAAAACCGUUCAAUCAAUUUCUGGAGGGGAAAUCUAAGAAGUAUCCAGCAGCAGGCGACGAAAGUAAUGACUACCGGAAGUUAGGAGGAGAUAUCCCAAGCAGAGCGGCAUUGCAUUACCUUCCUCAAGAUCUGCUCAACGAGAAACUGGAGGAAAUCAAAGAAAAGAAGGCCUUUUGCCAUACCUACGUGCAGGACCUUGCAAAUGAAGCUGCUGACAUCAAUAUGAAAAAUGAAUCCCUGCAAAAGUUAUGGCCGCAGAUGUUCAUUGAACUUGUCAGAGAUGCAGUGAUUGAAGUUCGUGAUAAAAACUCCUACAUGAAACAAUGCUUACAAAGGAUCUGUGAGCAAAAAUAGCCAUGCAAAACCACAAUUUGGGCACGUUCCAGAUAUCCUUUCUAACCAAGACAACACUAUAAUUCAGUAUUCUCCUUAAAACCGUACUUUUCUAUUUCCAAAAAUGCAUUUUUCCUCUUUCCCUAAGAUUUCAAGUAUUCGAAUAUUACCACAAGGUUUAAAAUUAAUUUCAAUCAAGAAAUUAUUGUAGAGGAGAAUCAAGCCAUGAAGUCUUCCACUUUUUGUCGCUUUUGAGGACUUUGUGGAAAGGGUCCUUCACGGGAUAUUCACUUUGUCUGAAGAUAAUCCUCGUUUCAAUUAAUUUUGCUUUUUAUGAGUCUUUGUUUAAGAAAAAGUCUAAUAAAUUCUCUCUUUUGA